CCUCUCACCUGUUCUCUCCUUCAUCCCUCGAGCGUGUCUCGAAUUGUUUUCCUUUCCAAGGGUCGGACCUGACAAUAUACUAGAGGCCAACGCGCUUCCAGUUCUCUCCUUCCCUGCCCACAUUCAUUGACCACCGCUUCACUCUUUCAGCGGGCCCUCAUUGCGAUUACCGGAUUCGGAACAUCACCAAAAUCACCUCACCAACCAAUUCAUCCUCAGCCCUCUUUGCCAACCUCGCAAAAUGAAGGGUGCUUUCCUUGCUACCGCGGCCGCCGCCCUCGUCGGUACGGCUCUGGCUGACGGCGCUCACCGUCGCCAUGCCCACGAGCCCUUCCACCAGCGUCGUGCCGUGCAGGCCGGUGCUUCCUCCGCCUCCGAGGAGACCUGCGGCUGCACCACCGAGGUCGUCACCGUCUGGGGAACUCCUACCCUCGUGCCCGUCUCUACUGCCACCGAGACCGUCGUCUCCGAGGUCGUCACCACCCUCCACUCCACCAGCUACACCACUGUGACUGUCGUUGCUACUCCUGGUGAGUCGGCAGCUACCGUCCCCGCUGGAGGCUCCCCCGGUGAGGCUUCUACCACCACCCCCGAGGGUGUUGAGGCCACUGGCGUGACUGGCGCUACCGGUGCUACCGGCGUUCCUGCCGUUGAGACCACCUCGGCCCCCGCUGCCGUUGAGACCACCUCGACUCCCGCCGCUGCCGUUCCUACCUCCAGCGCCGUGGUGCUGCCCACCCCUGAUGUCACCACCUUCGCCUCGACUGGUGUCUACACCAUCCCUGCGUCCACUGUGACCGUCAGCGAAACCACCCAGGUUGUCACUCCUGCCGUCACCACGCUGCCUAGCGGUACUCACACCAUCGGUGGUGUGACCACCGUUGUCGAGACCUCGACCACCAUCGUCUGCCCCUAUGCCACCGUCAAGCCCUCGGGCACCACCGUCACCAGCGUCAUUGAACACACCACCUACUACUGCCCCGCCGCUGGUACCUACACCAUCGCCCCCACCACCACCUAUGUCCCCUCCAGCGCUGUCGUGACCUACCCCGCCGUGUCCACCGUCACCCCGGGCGUCUACUCCCACACUGCCGAGGUUGUCACCGUCACCGUCACUGACUACACCUACACUUGCCCCUUCAGCGGCUCCACCAGCUCUGCUGCUGUUGCCGUGACCACCCCCUCCGCUGCCGCUGCUACCACCACCGUCGUCCCGGCCACCACUGCCGUCCCCGCUACCUCCAGCGUCAAGGCCAGCACUGUCUCCAGCGCUGCUGCCAGCUCUUCCAGCGCCGCUGCCACUGGUGUCAGCGCUACCGGCCUGAUGGGUAUGACCUACACCCCUUACACCAACGACAACGGCUGCAAGUCCACUGCCACCAUGACUUCGGACAUCAAGACCAUCGCCGGCAAGGGCUUCACCCACAUCCGUCUCUACUCCACGGACUGCAACACCCUCGAGGUCAUUGGCGAGCUCGCUGAGGAGCUCGGCCUCAAGCUGAUCCUCGGUAUCUACAUCUCCAGCACCGGUACCUCGGGUGCUGAGAGCCAGGUCACCGCCAUCACCGAGUGGGGCAAGUGGGAACUGGUCAGCCUGAUCGUGGCCGGUAACGAGGCUGUCUCCUCCGGAUACACCGAUGCCAGCUCGCUUGCCAGCUUCAUCACCUCCUGCAAGAGCACCUUCGCCGCCGCCGGCUACACUGGCCAGAUCACCACCACCGAGCCCGUCGACAUCUGGCAGGAGUACGGCGCCAGCUACCUGUGCGACGCCGUGGACAUCCUUGGUGCCAACAUCCACCCCUUCUUCAACGCCCAGACCACCGCCGAGGAGGCCGGUACCUUUGCCAGUGCCGAGUUCGCUCUCCUGAAGACGAUCUGCUCUGGCUUGAGCAUCAUCAACCUGGAGACCGGCUGGCCGAGCAAGGGUAACGCCAACGGUGCGGCCGUCCCCGGUGCCUCCGAGCAGGCUACUGCCAUCAAGGCCAUCCGUGAGGCCGUCGGUGGCGACUCCGUCUUCUUCUCGUACGCCAACGACCUGUGGAAGAGCCCCGGCGAGUACGACGUCGAGCAGUACUGGGGUUGCAUUGACCAGUUCUAAGCAUCUGGAGCUGGAUCUGUACAGUUAAAGGCCAUGUGUUGAUUUGAUUUGGCUUGGAGUUUAUUUUCUUUUUCUCGUGGGUC
Molecule: messenger RNA, 2181 nt
Organism: Aspergillus aculeatinus CBS 121060
Lineage: Eukaryota; Fungi; Ascomycota; Eurotiomycetes; Eurotiales; Aspergillaceae
Gene: btgE
Product: putative cell wall glucanase (Scw11)
Exons: 2
Coding region: 242-2098 (618 amino acids)
Biological process (GO): cell wall organization
Cellular component (GO): fungal-type cell wall; cell surface; extracellular region
Molecular function (GO): glucan endo-1,3-beta-D-glucosidase activity; 1,3-beta-glucanosyltransferase activity
Source: RefSeq, a predicted model, not a curated record